Molecule: messenger RNA, 5591 nt
Organism: Mobula hypostoma (lesser devil ray)
Lineage: Eukaryota; Metazoa; Chordata; Chondrichthyes; Myliobatiformes; Myliobatidae
Gene: wrnip1
Product: WRN helicase interacting protein 1
Exons: 7
Coding region: 216-1970 (584 amino acids)
Biological process (GO): DNA synthesis involved in DNA repair; DNA-templated DNA replication; DNA repair
Cellular component (GO): nucleus
Molecular function (GO): DNA binding; single-stranded DNA helicase activity; enzyme activator activity
Source: RefSeq, a predicted model, not a curated record
CAAAAGGUUACUUGAAUUGUAGCGUAUGUUAUUAGUAGUAGAAGUGAGCAUCUCGCUAAUCGACUAACAUAAAAUAUUUCCCUAAUCAUUUUAUUUCAACUAAUUACGCAGACAAUUCGUACGAAAUAAAAUUCAAUACAGGGGCAGGUAGAGCAUGAAAAAUAUGGAAAGUGGCAAGUGAGUUUUCAGUAGUGCUCUGUGCUGAAGGCACUCAAAUGGCGCGGUAUCAGGGCAGGGAGUCGGCUGUGCAGUGUCCUGUAUGUUCGCAAAAAAUGGAGAGUUUUGAGAUCAAUUCCCACUUGGACCACUGUCUCGGUCUCGGGACGAAGACGGCGACAGGUAGCUCUAGUGAGGAGAAUGUGGGAUGCGGCGGCCAAGGGGAACCCGGCUGCAAGAAAGCAUGUUUGUGGCCGGCGCAAGGCAACGGAAUGUCGCCCGGUGGCAGGCGAGAGGCCGCUACUAAGUCCCCGGCGCUGGGCAACUGGAAGCUGGCCGGGGACCAGCCGCCGGUCUUUGCGCUCUUUCAAAAAGUGCAAAGGCCACCAAUUUCAACAGCCAGGACGGAUGUGCCGGAGAACCCAGGACCAGAGAGCAUUGCUGUCCUUUCUGCCGCACCUUCACAGCCUGUCUCGGACGCGAGUCAGGAAGAUCAGAGGAAAUUGGUGUCGUUAAAGGAACUUGAAUCAAUGCCACUGGCGGAAAUCAUGAGACCCUGUGUUUUAGCAGAGAUUACUGGCCAAAGUAAAGUUUUGGGAGAAAACACGCUUCUGAGGACUCUGCUGGAAUCCCAUGAAAUCCCAUCCAUAAUUUUGUGGGGUCCUCCAGGAUGUGGGAAAACUUCAUUAGCCCAUGUUUUAGCGAACAACAGCAGAAAACAGAGCAAUACAAGAUUUGUCAGUCUUUCCGCUGCAAGUGCAACCGUAAAUAAUGUUCGGGAGGUGAUAAAGCAAGCUCAGAAUGAUCAAAAGCUACUCAAAAGAAAAACAAUUAUAUUCUUUGAUGAAAUUCAUCGCUUCAAUAAAACACAACAGGAUACUUUUCUGCCUCAUGUCGAGUGUGGGACAAUCACACUGAUUGGUGCAACAACAGAAAACCCUUCCUUUCAGAUCAAUGCAGCCUUGCUGAGUCGUUGCCGUGUCAUCGUUCUUGAGAAGCUGUCAGUAGAGGCUAUGGAAACUAUUCUGUUACGUGCUUUAAACUCCCUUGGGAUCAGUAUACUAGGACAGGAUAAAGAAGCUGGCUCGAUGGAUGGCAGCAAGGAGUCUGAAGUUCAGAUCUUUAUUGAGCCAGAAGCAGUACAGAGUGUUGCGUAUUUUUCUGAUGGUGAUGCGAGGGCAGCUUUAAAUGGACUUCACCUUGCAAUUCAGGCAAAGAUUGCAGAAGCAAAAAAACAACUGAACAAUAAUAGGCAACAAAAUGCUCCAAAAAAGAUUAUUAUUAAAGAAACACAAAUAAAGGAAGGACUUCAGAGGUCACAUUUACUGUACGAUCGAGCAGGUGAGGAACAUUAUAAUUGUAUAUCAGCGUUACACAAAACCAUGCGGGCCUCAGAUGAGAAGUCUGCCCUCUACUGGCUGGCCAGGAUGCUGGAAGGUGGUGAGGAUCCCCUCUAUGUUGCGAGGCGACUAAUACGAUUUGCCAGUGAAGAUAUAGGACUUGCGGAUCCUUUGGCUCUGACCCAGGCAGUAUCUGCUUACCAAGGGUGUCAUUUUAUAGGGAUGCCUGAAUGUGAGGUUAUUUUGGCACAAUGUGUAGCAUACCUAGCUAGAGCACCAAAGUCUGUUGAGAUUUACAGGGCAUAUGAAGCUAUUAAGGAAUCUGUGAGGAAUCACAAGGGGCCCUUGCCUUCUGUUCCACUGCAUCUACGGAAUGCCCCUACAAAACUUAUGAAGGAUCUUGGCUAUGGGAAGGGUUAUAAAUACCCUCCAGACAAUAAAAUGGAGGAUGGACCCUGUACAACCAAAGAGUAGGUGCUUUGUCAUCGUACUUUCAUUUUACCAGAUCUAUUAAAGACAGUUGCAUUUGUUUUUGUCUACCUAAUGUUAAUGAAAUAAGGUACUGACCAACAAGAAAAAAAGGAAUAUAUCCAAUGAACCAUGUUUCAUGAGUUGUCAAUACCUACUGUCAAUUUCAUGCAUACAGCAAGAUCUUUAUUGUAAUACUUAAGAGACAAGGCAGUCUGUGUAGGUCUGAAAGUCAACAUGGAUUCUCCAGUCUGUUAUAUGCCACUUUUCUGAAUGUCCUUUUAGGUAUUAGAAUUCCUUCCCAAUUUGUUGUUCUCUCAGGGAAUGAUGAACAUUUUAAUGGAUUCAUGAAGGCAGAUAUAUAACUAAAUUUAUAGUUAAUUAAAUUGCACUACACUACCACAAGUUUUAUCUAAAGUUUUGGCAGCGAUUUAAAAAGAAAAAAGAAGCCCUUCAGAAUAGGAAUGGUUUUGUACCAUACAGUUAUUACAAGCGAUGUUCCUGAAGUGAACAGGACCCCAUAAUAAGAAAAAGUAAGUUAAAUACAGGGAGGAAAAUAGCUCACUAAAUUAGUCUGUAUUAAUAAUUCAUUUGCCAAUGAAUUGAAUUCAGACUGCAUUUCUGUGUUACUGAAAUGUUGCACAGGUGCUCAUAGAAGAUAUUUAACCACUAAUUUUGUGAUCUUUCUGAUUAAGAGAGUCCAGACUGGUUAAUGUUUGAAGUGGAAUUUAUUUUUAGUUUAGCAUGGGUUGCCAUUGACCUGUAUGCUGAAUGUUCAUAUCUAGCCAUCCUUGGUGCUUCAUUCUUAAAACCAAAAUCGCUUUACUUUCCCAGGAACUUGAUUUUAAAAAAAUACUAGAUCAUGCUGGUUGAGAUGAGUUAAACUAUUCCCAACUUCUCGGCUAUAUUAUUACAGUUAAUUGGCUGAGAAUACAAUGUGAGAAAAAAUAUUAUUACUGUUCUGUUCAAAAUUGAAUAUUCUAUUCUUCAGCGUAAAAAAGAACAAAAUUUAUUUGCCAUCUUUCUGUUUGUAAAAUUUAAAACUUUAUGAAUGGUAUAUUUUCUGUAUUGUCCAGUGUAUUUUUGGUAAUGUCAUAUAUAUUUUGGUAAAAUACAAAAGUUAUUGAUGGAAUAUUUCUUGAAAUUGUUACAUAUUAUUGUCAAGUUUUGUUUGUGCUUCAUUACUAGCUCAUUUAAUACAAAUUAAAUGUGAUAUGCCAACCAUCGUAUCAACAGUAUUAACUUAAAAGAAGACUAUUUAUGUUCUGUGUAAAACUGAUAAGAGGACGUGAGUUGCUGAAGUCCAUUAUAACCUUCCCACUACCCCUCAUGAAAAGGCUUUGUAGGUAAGCUGUGAAGCGACUAACAUUAUCCUGCAACUACAGCAUUUCUGAACACGUCCACUCAGAUGGCAAGGUAUGGCAAUUUCUACUUGCCCAAGAUAAAGAAUUCACAAGGAGCAUCCUGCCUCAGGUUAGAUUAGCCACAGGGAAGACUUUGCCAAUGGUUUCAAUGAAGCGAUAUUGCUGAGAGGAAGUCUGGUGAGUAUGAACUGAGUUUAAAAGUCUGAGACGUUUGGAAACGUCCAGAAUGUGUAGCCCAUGUGACAGUUCCAGCUAAACCAAGAUUGUGGGUAAACUGGCUGUAAAUUUCUAUACUGUGUGCAGCGCAGGUUCUGCGUGGCGCUGUGUAAUUCCAUUGUGGCACCAAGGAUCCAUUUGUUGUUCUAGGCUUCUUCAGGAGGAUUCAGUCAGGUCCAAACCUCAUAACCUGGCUAACUAGAUUAUACCAGGUAAAUCUGUUGCUUAUUUGGAAGUCAGCAGUGAGCAUGAGCAGUUCACAGUUGACUGAACUCCAAUCAACGGUACUGGAGACAAAUACACUACUGAGUUGGUAGUAAUUGCUAUUUUGAAGCAUAACACAGUAGUAGAAGAAAUUACUGCAACAGCAGCAUUUCAUUGCUCAUGAUAAUUUAAAAUAUUUUGUCAUUUCAGAUUUGUAAUAUUUUAACAUAAAUUCCAAAGAAUUGUUAAAAUGCACUGUUGAUUUUGAAUGAUUUAUUCCUGCUGUGUUGUGGACCAACGCACCUUUAUAAACAGUUUGUGAUUAUGAUCGUUGCAAGCUUACCUAUCAAAAAGCAAUGAUUUUGUUGGAAUGUGCUUCUAUACACAUUUAGCAGCCUCAAUUCUUAAAAUGCCAGCUGUUAUUCACGUGUGACCUUUGACAGUCAACAUUGGUAGGUUGUCCAACCUUAGAUUUUGGGGAGGGUGCUUAAAGAUUCCAGUACUGUACUCAUAUUACUUCCAAAGCUGCAAAUAACAACAUGCGUCAUUGAAUAGUGAUUAGUGGAAACUUUAGCUAAGUUUAUUUCCUUCUCCUUGCUCCAGAGGUGAACCCAAACGUAGUUCCUCCACUGUUACCAAGACAGAGAGCUUACUCAGCACAGACAUGGAACUUUAUGUUCUGUCUGGCUCUGCCGUGCUUCAGAUAAAUUUACUGAACCGUCAGAGGAGUUGACAGAACAUUUGACUUGGUUAUUUACUGUGGGUGCUGAUACUGAAAUUGUAAUGAAAUAGAAUCCACAAACUCUGGUUUGAGUACUCUGCUGUAUUUUUCCAGAUCAUGGAUUAGUGAAAAGCAGGCUCUUGAAGGAGCAUUAUUUUGAGGUGUUGAACUUUUAGAUGAGCUGCUGAUGCCAGAUUAACUGCAUGACAGCCUACUUACUCACCCUGUUGUACUAAUGUCAAAGACUAAAUUACUGUUCUUACACUCUACUGAAUUUGAUAUCUGCUGGGGCACCACCUAUUCAAUUUUCAGGUCAAAGUGGGAAAGUUAACUGGUGCUUCCUCACUAGGAGGAAGAGUAAAUAAAGAACAUCUUUCCACUUUAAUUUAGGGCAGCAGUGAGCAAAGCAAUAUUAAGAAUAUAGAGGAAGCUUUAUAACGAGAUAGCUAACUUUUCUAAACUUUAGCUGUGUUCGACAAGAAAUGUGAGUAAUGCCAGAAGGAUGUCGUUCAAAGACCAUAGAAAGUUACUGCACGGAAAGAAGCCAUUGGACUCUUUGUAAAAAUACAGGUGCACGUUCCUUUAUCCGAAAUUCUGAAAUCCGAAAAGCUCUGAAAACGAAGUUAUUUUCGCCGACAGCUGACGUCACUCAGGUGUGACGUGGCAGCACUAGCAGAGGCCACCAGACGUCAGCGGUGGCUCAGCGCUCAUACUGGUUACACCUGCAUUUGCUGUUCGCUGAUAUUUUGUGUUCACUGUUGACUUUGUGUUUAAUUUCACAGUGAAAAUGUCAAAAAGAGCUGCAGAUACCCCAAUGGGUAACAAUGAGAAAAAGAGAAGGAAUCUUCUCUGUCAAUAAUGCAGAAAGUGGAGUUAUUGCAGAAGCUUGAUCGUGGUGUGUCUGUGCGGUGUCUUAUUGAAGAAAGUAGUGUCGGAACUACCACUGUAUAUGAUUUAAAUAAACAGAAAGACAAGUUACUGAAGUUUUAUAGUGACAGUGACGUUCUACAUUUAUUCCAAUAAGUCAUUUACCAUGUGUUUGAUUUGGUUCGUUUGAAGCUGUAUAUUUUUAUGUUUUAUUGAAUGUUUUUGUUGGAAAUAAAAUUUCUUCUUGUCAUUAUU